AAGAUCCCUCCACGUCACUAGGACGGAAGAACGGCCGUAGAAAUUCAGCACGGCCGAGGUCGCUCGCCGCGAGAAGUCCGAGCCGAAUCUCCUGCUUCUUCUUCCCUGCUUCGAAGGAAGCCAAACCAGAAUGGGAAUCGAUAUGGCAAUGCGUAAUCCUUUGGCCGUCGCCAUCGCAUCCAUCUUGAUCGCCGUGCUCGCACCCCGUUUCCUGAAGAAGAAGGAGAAGGAAACGAUCGGGAGCACCAAACCCGACGAACCCAUUUCGGUGGAAUCCGCUCCGUCUGCCUCCGGCAACGACUACGAGGUGUUCUUGAGCUUCCGGGGCAGGGACACCCGCACCGGCUUCACCGAAUACCUCUACAGCAGCCUCGUCGACGCCGGGGUCUCCGUGUUCAGGGACGACGACGAGCUCCGCGUCGGCGAGAAGAUCGGCCCGGAUCUUCUCCGAGCCAUUAGGAGCAGUAAGAUCUCCAUCCCGAUUCUCUCUCCGGAUUACGCUUCCAGCAAAUGGUGUCUUCGCGAGCUCGCCCGGAUGAUCGAGUGCAAGGGAAGUGAAGGGCACAUCGUCUUGCCCAUCUUCUACAAAGUGGAGCCCGGACAUGUGCGACACCAGACGGGGAGUUUCGGGAAGGCCUUUCGUAAAAUUAAGAAGCAUUAUGAGGCAGAGGUGGUCCAACGAUGAGAUCGAGCUCUCCAAGAAGUAGGAAGCUUGAAGGGAUGGGAAUCAGAGAGAAUUGCUAACGGACAUGAAGCUGAGUUGGUAAAGAUAAUUGUCAGGAAGGUUUUGGGCGAGUUAAAGGAAGCUUUUCAGUUAGACGUCACAGAGAACUUGGUCGGGAUUAGUAAUCAUGUAGAGGAGCUUAUGAGAAUGUUAAAAACUGAUGACACUGAUACUCGAUUUGUUGAAAACAUGGAAUAGGCAGUGUUGGUAAGACGACUCUGGCCAAGUUCAUCUACAAUAAACUCUCCAGUCAGUUCGAUCACUGUAGCUUCUUGGCAGAUGUGCGAGAAACAGCAAAAGACAGGGGUGCCCACCAUUUGCAGAACCAACUAAUCUCCAAUAUUCUAAAAAGAAAACACAAUGACAUCUCCAAUGUCGAUGAAGGACUUAGAAUCAUCAAAACUAGAUUUAGGCAUAAAAAAGUCCUCAUCCUUCUCGAUGAUGUGGAUGAUGUUUCUCAGUUGAACUGUUUGGCUGGAAAACGUGACUGGUUUGGUUCCGGAAGUAAUAUCAUUAUUACGACAAGAAAAGUGAGUUUUCUUGAUGAGGUUCGGGUGGAUAACUCGUAUGCACUCAAUGGAUUGGAUCCUGACAACUCUUUGCUUCUUUUUAGUAGACAUGCAUUCAGAAGGGACUUCCCUUUGCCUGAAUUUGGGGAUCUCUCGCGUGAAAUUGUGUCCACUACAGGAGGGCUUCCUUUAGCACUCGAGGUUAUAGGAUCGUUCUUGUGCGGAAAACGCCUAGUAGUAUGGAAAGAUACAUUAAAGAAGUUACGGCAAAUACCAGAUAAGGAAGUGCAAGAGAAGUUAAGGGUAAGUUAUGAAGCAUUAGAUUAUGAGCAAAAACAGAUAUUUUUGGAUAUUGCCUGUUUUUUCACCGGAACUGAUGGAAGAAUUGCAUCCUAUAUGUGGGAUGACUGUGAAUUUUUCCCAGGGAUGGGUAUUGAAGCAUUGAGCGUGAUGUCCUUGAUAAAAGUGGGAAAUGACCAUAGGCUGUUAAUGCAUGACCAACUGAGAGAUCUAGGUAGGGAAAUCGUCCGGCAGGAAAACUACGAGGAGCCCUGGAAACGUAGUCGCGUAUGGAUUCACAAGGAAGCCUUACAUGUUCUAGAGAAAAACAAGGGAACUAGAAAGAUAAAAGCCCUCCGUCUUAAUAAAAGUGGCUUAGGCAGGGUGUACAGCAAUAUACUGUUUGAAAAGCUACCGAACUUAAGGUUCCUUGAGAUGAAUAAUUUCAUCCUCUCUGGAGAUUUUGAGUAUGUUCUUUCUGAACUACGAUGGCUUUAUUGGAAAAAUUGUCCAUCAAAUUUGGUAGCAACCAACUUUCAUGUGAAGAAAUUAGUCAUACUUGACUUAUCAAGGAGCAAAGUCACAGAGCAUUGGGAAGGAUGGAAACUUAUGGAUGUGGCAAGUAAUCUGAAAGUUCUCAACAUUGCUAAUUGCCGUGACUUGAAAACAUCUCCUGAUCUCACAGCUUUUCAAAAUCUGGAGAUUUUAAUUCUUGGAAAAUGUGAAAAUCUAACAAAAUUGCACCCUUCUAUUGGAAGCAUCAGCAUUCUGAUUUCCUUGGAUGUGAGAGACUGUUUCAGACUCAAGGAACUUCCAAUAGGAGUGGGGCAGCUACAAGAAUUAGAGGAGCUUUUUAUGGAUAGAACUUGGAUGGAAGAAAUUCCCGUAUCUAAAGGUUCAAUGAAGAAGCUCAGGACUCUUAGUGCCCAGUAUUGUGAAUCAUUGGCUCGAACACCCAGCUCGUUAAGCCAUCUAGCAUCUCUGUCAACCCUUGAUUUUACGGGAUGCAGAAAGCUUGCUGAACUUCCAGAUGCCCUAGGGUGCCUUCAGAAACUGCAGCGCUUAUCAUUAAAAGAAUGUAGCUCUUUGAGAGGGAUCCCCAACUCAAUUGGCAAGUUGGAAUGUUUAACUGAGCUGGACAUAUCGUACACAGGAUUUACAGAGUUACCUGAAUCCAUUGGAGACUUGAGUAAUUUAGAAGUUCUGCAAAUGGCGCGGUCACAUGUAACAAGGUUACCUAGUGUUAUUGGGAUGUUGGGGAAACUCACCACAUUAGAUGCCACAAAUUGCAACAUCCUGGCAGAAGUUUGUAGUAAUAUUGGUGAAUUGUCUUCAUUGAAGGCCCUCUGAUUGUUGGGGACAGAAAUUUGUGGCUUGCCAGAAAGCAUUUGUAAGCUUACUUGUCUCCAAGACCUCAACUUACAAGGGUGCAAGAAGCUCCAAUUGCUGCCAAACCUACCCUCUGGCUUGAGAACUCUAGGUCUCACUUGUCAGAGUCCUACAUUGCCAAUCCUUUCCAACCUGACAAAUCUAAAGGAACUCUCUGUCCUAGAAUGCACUACACUUGAAUGCCUCCCAGAGCUUCCCUCCAAACUGUCAAAGCUUUCCUUUAUAGGAUGCCAAAUGUUGAGAAAGUUGCCAGAUUUGUCAACCUUGAAGCAUCUUUCAGAAUUGAGUCUGACGGUUUGCUCUGAACUGAGAGAAGUCAAAGGUCUGGAAGGAUUAGUAUCACUCACAAUGUUGGAUGUGUUGAAGUGCCCAAAGUUAUCUAGGCUUGGUAAGGUAGAAUGUUUGAUGUCUCUGAGGUGCUUAAAGAUGGGACCUUCGGAAGCAUUAGAGAGGUUGAUGGAUCGUUUGGAACUGAGUAAUUUAAAGGUGCUUCCAAGUUGUGAGAAUCAAGUUGGAUUUCAAGUUCUUAAUAGCUUCAUUUGCUUGGAAGUUUUGGAUCUCACUAAAUGCAUGUCUAUGGAAAGAUUGGACCUUUCAACUUUGAAGCUUUUAAGGAAAGCAAGUGUUAGGAAAUGCAAGAAUCUAGUCGAAAUUAGAGGCCUUGACAGCUUGGUAUACUUGGAGAGGUUGGAUAUCUCUGAGUGCACAUCCAUUAAGAGACUAGAUAUUGCAAAAUUGAAGUUUCUGAGAUAUUUUUGGGCUUCCAAAUGCAAGAAUUUAUCUAAAGUCCAAGGCCUUGAUGUCUUGGAGUGCUUGGAAUGGGUGGACAUCUCUGGGUGCACAUCGAUUGAAAUAUUACCAGACCUUUCAUGCUACAACACCCUGAAGUUUCUGAACAUCAACCACUGCGAGAAACUACGUGAUAUUCUGGCCCUGGAGAAAUUCUCAUCCUGCCAAUGGCUUUGCAUUGAUGGAUGCAAGUCCCUAGAGAAACUGCCAAACCUUUCAAAAUUUGAAGGUUUGAUAGAGUUGAUAGUGAAAGAUUGUCAUGAACUUCUGGAUAUGUCAGAGCUUAAAGAGUUGAGAUCAUUAGAAUUUAUAGAUAUGUCAAGAUGCAAGUCCAUUGAGCAUCUGCCAGAUAUGUCGAUGUGCAAGAACUUGAAAUGUUUGGUUGUAAGAGACUGCGAGAAACUUAUUGAGCUUAUGGGGCUUGGAGACUUGGACACGCUGUGGCAAGUGGAUAUUUCUGGAUGCAAGUCACUGAAACAAAUACCAGAAUUACCUGGAGCACACAUCAUGCAGAAUUAUGGCGAACCUAUGUUUCAUCCCUUGUAUGGGACUAUCACUUUCAGCUGAUAUGCUGCACAUAGUUCUACUGCCAUGUCAAAGUUGAGAGAUUAAAAGAAGGUGAUCACCCAUGCCCUGUUCACACCUAUUCCUGUGUUUUAAUAGUGUUAUCUGUAUCAAGAAGUAGAUUUUCCUUCAUGGCCUUUUCUAUUAUCAUUUCUUUCCACUAUAUAGUUCAAGCAAUGGAAAGAAGUUGAUGCUCUGGCAA
Molecule: messenger RNA, 4456 nt
Organism: Eucalyptus grandis
Lineage: Eukaryota; Viridiplantae; Streptophyta; Magnoliopsida; Myrtales; Myrtaceae
Product: disease resistance protein RPV1-like
Exons: 4
Coding region: 1630-2862 (410 amino acids)
Molecular function (GO): protein binding
Source: RefSeq, a predicted model, not a curated record